AUGAUUUGGAAAUACAUGGAUCUGCAAUCAGAAUUAACGUUGGAAAGUGGAGACUUCCCCGAUGAGUUUCAGGGACUUGCGAAUGACGAUGUUGUAAGACGAAUGCGCGAGUUGGAGCAGGAGCUCUUGGAGUUUCAGGAAUCAAGCAAAGAGCUCGAACAAGCAUUAGAAGAAGAGCUUCAGCAGCUCGAAACGCAAAAUAGAAAAUUGUCACAACAGAUUGUCACCAAGGAUGCUAAGAUUGCAGAUCUCAACGCAAAAGUUGUGGACCUCUCGGCAGAAGUUAACACCUUGACACUGCAACUAGUUGACUACAAACAAUCCAACGAGCAAAUAAUAUCGAAGUUGAAACUGCAACUUGUGGCUGUUGAGAUCCUGAACGAAGACAUGGUGUCCCACGAUAGAGUUCUUGAGCACAAAUUGAAGCUUUCCCAGCAAUUCAACAAUGAGCUUCUCGAAAAGCUAGCCUUGGUGGAAAAUGACUUGGAGAUCGAGCGUGAUAUAAACGCUAAACACUCGCUCACUAUCUCGAACUUGGAGAAUGCAAAUCAGAAGAAGCGGGUUAUGAAGAGAGAUAGCACCUUCCAGGAUCUCACGUUUGCGGAUGGCACGAUCCUAGAUAUUAAUGAGAUGCUAGCGUCGGAGCCUCCCACGAUUUCAGAGACCCGACAACUUCCGAAACUGGGGUCGCUUCACAUGAUACAGGAACUCUAUUCGAAGUCCGAUGCAUUGCUAAGUAAAGUUGGAGAUUUAAACUCGACUUUGAAAUCCUCCACAACCACCGAGACGCAUCGUUCGUCUAUCAUAUCGAAACAAAAAGACAGACUCCGGUCUUUGUCAAAUUCGCCAUCGGUGACCAAUCUAUCGAAACUUCAACGGAACAGCGAAGCCCAGAAGAGUGGAGAGCUCCGGGAAGGGAAGGGCCCCAAAGUGGACGAACGCAAAUUGUCUAGACAGGCAACCAAGACAGGCAGAUUUCGUGAUAUCGUCAAGUACUUUGGGAAGUGA
Sungouiella intermedia is the source of this 1008-nucleotide messenger RNA. Lineage: Eukaryota; Fungi; Ascomycota; Pichiomycetes; Serinales; Metschnikowiaceae. The record is from the annotation of a GenBank genome assembly.